Messenger RNA from Symbiodinium sp. CCMP2456, 617 nucleotides. The record is from the annotation of a GenBank genome assembly. NCBI's taxonomy places the organism in Eukaryota, Dinophyceae, Suessiales, Symbiodiniaceae.
AUGCAAGUCAUUGCCUGCCACUUGCCAGAAGAGGAGAUCAAGGAGCUUGCGAAAACGUUUCACACCCUGGACACAAACGGAGACGGUGAAGUCUCUCUGAGCGAGCUCAAGCACGCUAUAUCCUUGGUGGGGAAGCGCAAGGGCGCCAAAGGCAAGCGCAAGAACUCGGUCUUUGGUCCUACCGAUGGGGACAUGCUGAAGCUUGUGUCGGCGAUGGAUAGCAACGGUGACAAUCGAAUCAGCUACACCGAAUUUCUGGCUGCCUGCCUGGAGGAGAAACACUACCACCAAGAGGCUGCUUGCUGGCAUGCCUUUCGGUUCUUCGAUCGGGACAACGAUGGCAAGAUCACGCGGCAGGAGCUCCUAGAAGCCCUGAAGGACGAGGAGUUCGGGGACAUGCUGCCGCAGAAGGUCAUCGCUGACCUGGUAAAGGCCGGCGACAGCAACGGGAACCACACCUUGGAUUUCUACGAGUUCAUGGCUUUGGUGCAGCCUGACCGGGAGUGGACGGCGCCACAGGUCGCCUCACAGGGCAAGGACGGCAAGGAUGCAGGCCCCGGGCCACCUUCGCCGCUGAAGGCCGACCGCCGGAAGCGCAAGAACUCGAAUGUGGGGCU